AUGGCAAUCUUUCUAUAUGAUAUUUUUGUCGUAUUUGGAGCACCUCUGAUUUUACAAUCAGACAAUGGUAAAGAAUUUACAGCUGAACUUAUUUCUGAAUUAAUGACCCUUUGGCCUGGUGUACGCAUCAUAAAUGGACGUCCCAGACAUUCGCAAUCACAAGGAUUGGUUGAAAGGGCUAAUGGAAUUUUACAAGUUAAGCUUGGAAAGUGGAUGGAAGAUAAUUCUACAAAUAAUUGGACCGAAGGAUUACCUUUAAUCAUACGUAUUUGUCCUACUGGAAAAUCUCCAUAUUCACUCGUAUUUGGGCAAGAUCCAAUUCAACAUUUUUCAAUACUUGAAGAUUUAAAUAACCAAAAUAUAGUAGAUGAGGAAGAGUUACCUGAUAAUUUUUUCGAAGAUACUAAUAAUGUUUCAACUGAAUCCCUAUCUCCAAGUCCAACUGAAAUCUCAUCAUCAAGCCUACCUGAACCUUCAUCUUCAAUUCCAUUUGAACCUUCAUCACCAAUUCUAAUUGAAUCUUUAUCACCAAUUCCAAUCGAACCUUCAUCAAUAAUUCCAAUCAAAUCUUCAUCGUCAAUCCCACUCGAGCCUUCAUCGCUGAUUACAAUUGAUCUUUCAUCGCCAAUUCUAUACGAACUUUCAUCGCCAAAUCUACUUGAGCCUUCAUUACUGAUUCCAAUUAAUUCUUCAUCACUAAUUCCAUUCGAACUUUCAUUGCCAAUUUCAUUUGAAUCUUCACUGAAUUCAUUUGAACUUUCACCAAGUCCAAAAAUUUCAAAAUCAUAUUUAACUGAAUCAUCAUUACCAAAUUUAACGAUGCCAAAAAACAAUAAUUCACACCAACUUUAUCGCGAAUAUGCAAAUAAAUCACUUGAUAGCUACCGGGAUCGAAUGAAAAACCAAAUGUUAAAGAAAAACAAACACAAACCUGAAUAUUCUAUUAACAAAUACGUCUGUAUCGCAGUUCCGAAAAUAGAUCGUAACCAUGUUGAUCGGCACACUUUACCUUGUAAAGUAAUUGAAGAAUUACCCGACAAGAUGUACCGUUUGCAAUGUAAGAAUGGAAUUCUUGAU
Messenger RNA from Scutellospora calospora, 1077 nucleotides. The record is from the annotation of a GenBank genome assembly. NCBI's taxonomy places the organism in Eukaryota, Fungi, Glomeromycota, Glomeromycetes, Diversisporales, Gigasporaceae.